AGUUUUGAAUAUUUUUUUUUUCUUUAAAUUCAUCAAUUUAAAAUUACGAUGAUGAAUUCUUCACAAAUAUUGUAUUCAUUCAUUUUAUUAUUAUUUGCAAUUGUUUUUCAAUUAACCAUUACUGCCGCUGAAGCCGAUUUUCCGAUAUCACCACCACCACAGGAUAGAAAGAAUUGUCAAUGUUUUGCAUCAAAAUGUUAUUGUAUUGGAGCAGUUGGUGAACCGGGUAAUCCCGGUAUUCCAGGUCUUCGUGGUGUUCAAGGUCAACCAGGAACUACAGGACUACCGGGUAUUCCAGGAAAUGUUGGUGAAUUCGGAUUACCAGGUGAUAUUGGUGAUAUAGGACCGAAAGGUAUUCGUGGUGAUAUGGGUAUACGUGGAUUUGAUGGUCAAAUUGGUAUGGCUGGUUUGCCUGGUCUUCCAGGCGAAAUGGGAUCACCAGGUCUUGAUGGUUGUAAUGGAACUGAAGGAAGAAUGGGUCUUCCUGGUCCAACUGGAUGGCCGGGUAGUCCCGGUCAUCCAGGCUAUUUUGGACCAAGAGGUCCGAAGGGUGAACCUGGUGAUGGUGGAUAUAAUUCAUUUGGAACUAAAGGAGAUUCAGGCGAUCCAGGUCGACCUGGAUCUCCCGGCAUUUCUGGUAGAUCUGGUCCGCCUGGUAUUCCUGGUGAUCCUGGAUCACCUGGUAAAAGGGGACAAAAAGGAGAUUCUGGUGAUGUUGGUCCUCCAGGUUUACCUGGACCUGAAAGUCGAGCACCUAAAGGUUUAAAAGGAGAAAAAGGUCCAGUUGGUGAAAUCAUUUAUCUUGCCAUUCAAAAAAAUGAUACUAUCAUACAACCAAGUGCACAAUCAAAAGGUGAUAAAGGCGAAAAAGGUGAAAAAGGAAUGAAAGCAUAUCCUGGUAUUCCAGGCCGAACCGGAAUAACGGGUUCGAAAGGCAUUAAAGGUAUCCAAGGUCAAAAAGGCGAUCGUGGUGAUGAAGGACCAAGAGGUGAACAAGGAAUUCCCGGUCAAACUGGAAUUUUUGGCGAAAAAGGACAAAAAGGAGAACCUGGUCUUGAAGGUUUAGUUGGUUAUAUGGGUGAAAAAGGUGAUCGAGGAGAUCAAGGUAUUCCUGGAAGGCCUGGUCCUCAAGGUGAUCCUGGCCCGAAAGGCAAACUAAUUGAAAUUGGUGUAUCGUUACCUGGUCCACCCGGUAUACAAGGUCCACCCGGUGAAAGUGGAUUUCCUGGACCAUUUGGUCCUCCCGGUCCAAUAGGUUCAUUCGGUUAUCCUGGAAGUCCCGGUGAGCCUGGUCCACCUGGCAAUGAUGGAUUACUUGGAAUGCCAGGACUUAGUCCGAUUGGUGAUAGAGGUGAUGAUGGUUUGCCUGGCAGUCCUGGAUAUCCUGGUCGUGUUGGUUUUCCAGGAAUUCAAGGCAUUAAAGGAAAUAAAGGUGAACAAGGAAUUACCGUAAUUGGUCCACGUGGUGAACCUGGAACACCAGGAUGGUAUGGAUUGCCAGGUUUGCCUGGUAUUCGUGGUGAUACUGGCCAAAUUGGUGAUCCUGGUUACCCUGGCCAAGGUGUACAAAAAAUGGGUCAACCUGGUGAACCAGGAUUGCGUGGUGAACAGGGUGAUAUUGGCGAUGAUGGAUUGAAUGGUUUGCCUGGAAUACCAGGUGUCAAAGGUGAAAAAGGCUGGGACUGCAUCUCAUGCCCACCGGCAAGAAAUGGAGAAAAAGGAGAAGCUGGCGAAUCUGGCCGUGAUGGAUUUCCAGGCGCACCUGGUUUUGAUGGCGAUUCUGGUCCGCCCGGUCCAAAAGGCUUAAACGGAAUUGCGGGAUUGCCAGGAUUGCCUGGUGAAAAAGGUGAUCCUGGUAGUGAAGGAAUUUAUGGUCGAAAAGGACCAAAAGGUGAUCCAGGAGAAGUCAUCUCUCCAGGCGUUGUUACCAUUGGUGAUAUUGGUGAUAAAGGCGAACAAGGUGAACCUGGUACAGCAGGAGCUGAUGGAAAAACUGGUGCUUCUGGUCUUCCUGGUUUGUUUGGUUUGAAAGGCGAUCAGGGAGAUUUUGGUUAUCCUGGAAUUGCUGGACAACCUGGACCCGAUGGAGUUCCUGGUAUACCUGGUACGCCUGGUGAAAAAGGCACAACAGUUUAUGGAUUACCUGGUUUGCCUGGUCUGAUGGGACAAAAAGGACUGAAAGGAAUGAUUGGUGAUUAUGGUUUUAAAGGAAUAAAAGGUGAUUCAUUCUCUGCACCUGAUCCAUUGCAAUUGCUUGCAUUCAAAGGAAAACGAGGCCCACCAGGUCCACAAGGUGACAGAGGUGAUCCAGGAAUUCCCGGAAUACCAGGAAAAGAUGGCACGAAUGGAUUGCCUGGAAUGCCAGGAUUUAAAGGUGAUCCAGGACGAAACGGUAUCGUUCGGCCAGGUCUGAUGGGAUUCAAAGGUUAUCAAGGUUUUGCCGGUGAUCCUGGUUAUCGUGGAAGACAAGGAACACCAGGAUUCCCGGGAAAACCAGGCCUACCAGGAUUUCCUGGUGAAAAAGGUUUGAUGGGAGAUACUGGCGAUGAUGGCAUAAUGGGUGCACCUGGAUUACCUGGAAGACCUGGACCUAAAGGUUUUCCUGGUGAUAUUGGACAAAGAGGAUGGAUAGGAUUGAUUGGAGAAGCUGGAGAUCCUGGAAUUCCAGGACCAAAAGGAGAUGUUGGUCGGCCAGGUCUUCCUGGUUUUAAAGGCGAAAAAGGAUUAAUUGGUAUUUCGAUACCAGGUCGACAAGGUUUACCCGGUAAAACUGGUCGUGAUGGAAUAGAUGGAGAAAAAGGUGAUCCAGGUGAUGAUGGAUUUCCAGGAGCACCAGGAAUGUUUGGUCCUAAAGGCGUCAUCGGUGAUAUAGGAAUAAAAGGUGAAAUUGGUGAAAUCGGUCGACCGGGUAAAGAUGGAUACCGUGGAUUAGACGGUUUGGAAGGAGCACCAGGAUUGCCAGGCUUAAAAGGUGAUCCGAAUUUUGGUUUACCUGGUCCAACUGGUGUUCCCGGUGCACCUGGUUAUUUUGGAGCGAAAGGAAUGGUUGGUGAUGCUGGUGAUCCUGGUUUACCGGGAAUUUUUAUCUCACUUCCCGGUGAAAAAGGCGAAAUUGGUGAUUCAGGAGAUCCUGGUUAUCCUGGACCAAAAGGCAUAUCAGUAUAUGACAAAGGAAUAAAAGGAGAAAUGGGAGAUCCUGCACCUCCCGGAUUACCUGGUAGAAAAGGUGAACAAGGAUAUUCUGGAAUUCCUGGUUAUAAAGGAAUAAAAGGUGAACCUGGACAAGUUUUUCAAGGAAUACCCGGCCUCAAAGGUGAUCGUGGUAAUUUUGGUAGAGCCGGAUUACCAGGUAUGACUGGCCCGAAAGGAAUGAUUGGUGAAUCUGGAGAUCCUGGAAUUAAUGGUCCUAUCGGAGAACCAGGAUCUAUGGGUGAACCUGGUCGAAUGGGGCCACUCGGUACGCCAGGAUUGCCUGGACUUCCUGGAUUUUCGGGUCUUAAAGGUGAAAGCGGUCCGCCUGGUUAUCCAGGAGAAAAAGGAAAUCGUGGAUUACCCGGAAUUCCUGGUUUGAUGGGAAUUGAUGGUGAAAGAGGCGAACCAGGAUUAGAUUCGCAAAUCAAUUAUAAAGGCGAUCAAGGUGAUCCAGGUCCAGUCGGAUUACCAGGAUUAAAAGGAAUGAGUGGUGAUUCCGGUUAUCAAGGUGUACCCGGUUUAAAAGGUUUUAUAGGUGAUCCAGGAUAUCCAGGAUUACCGGGACUUGAUGGUCUUAUUGGAUACAAAGGCAUACAAGGUGAUCGAGGUUUACCUGGAAGAGUUUACAACAUAACUGUUGCUCAGCCAAACAUGCCGGGAGAUCCUGGAUUACCAGGUUUGCCAGGUACGCCUGGUAAACCAGGACCAUUUGAUGUUGGUGAAAAAGGCGAAAGAGGAGUACAAGGAAUGCCUGGAAUGCCUGGAAAACCCGGUAUGAAAGGUCAAAUUGGACCAACUUCAAUGCCAGGAGUUCCAGGUAUCAAGGGUGUGAUCGGGGAUCCAGGAUUACCGGGAAUGAUGGGAAGACAAGGACUUCCUGGACGUGUUGGUUUGCCUGGUAUUCAUGGCUUGAAAGGAAUGAAAGGUUUCAAAGGUGAUCUUGGUAAUAUUGGAUUACCCGGAACUGAAGGACAAGUUGGUUUACGUGGUGAUCCUGGAUUACCAGGAAUACCUGGAAAUCCUGGUUUACAAGGAAUCAAAGGAUUUAAAGGCUAUCCUGGUGAUUUUGAUCGUAACAAAAUUGUAAUCAUAAAAGGAGAAAAAGGUGACUUUGGUGAUCCAGGUCUGCCAGGAUUACGUGGAAGAUCAGGAGCUCCCGGUUUUAAAGGAACUAUUGGUGAUAAAGGAAUGGCUGGAAUGCCAGGACAUCCUGGUUUACCUGGUUUGAAAGGAAUACAAGGCGAUACAGGAUUUAUUGGUUUUAGUGGUAUGCCUGGACCAAAUGGUGAUCCUGGUAUACCUGGUCAAAAAGGUGUCAAAGGUACACGAUUAAAAACAAUGGGUUAUUAUUUUACUCGUCAUAGUCAAAAUAUACAUGAUCCAUCUUGUCCGAAUAAUUCAACACCAAUGUGGACUGGUUAUUCACUUUUAUACAUUAUGGGCAAUGAAAAAGCACAUGGUCAAGAUCUGGGAAGUCCAGGCAGUUGUCUUCGUCGUUUCAGUACAAUGCCAUACAUGUUCUGUACAAUCAAUGAAGUUUGUAAUUUUGCAUCAACCAAUGAUUAUAGUUAUUGGUUAAGUACAGAUGAACCAAUGCCAAUGGAUAUGCGUCCAAUUAAAGAUGAUCGUAUUCGAAAUUAUAUUGGAAGAUGUUCAGUUUGUGAAUCAACUACACAAGUGAUUGCCAUUCAUAGCCAAAAUACUAUUGAACCAUUAUGUCCAGGCGGUUGGCAAAGUCUUUGGACUGGUUAUAGUUUUUUUAUGAAUACAGAUAGUGGUGGUGAAGGUAGCGGUCAAACAUUAUCAUCACCUGGUUCAUGUUUAGAAUAUUUUCGACCAAAUCCAUUUAUUGAAUGUCAUGGACAUGGUAGUUGUAAUUUAUAUAGUACAGCUAAUAGUUAUUGGUUAUCAACAAUCGAUAAUAAUGAUCAAUUUAGGAUACCCGAAUCAGAAACAUUUAAAGCUGGUGAUUUGACAAGAAAAAUUUCUCGUUGUCGUGUUUGUAUGCGUGGUUUAACAAUGUAAUUUUUUUUCUUUCUUUCUUUAUUUCUUUCUUU
This is a messenger RNA of Dermatophagoides pteronyssinus (European house dust mite), 5249 nucleotides long. RefSeq lists its product as uncharacterized. NCBI's taxonomy places the organism in Eukaryota, Metazoa, Arthropoda, Arachnida, Sarcoptiformes, Pyroglyphidae. Gene Ontology annotation, cellular component: collagen trimer. Gene Ontology annotation, molecular function: extracellular matrix structural constituent conferring tensile strength. The record is from RefSeq and is a predicted model, not a curated record. Gene Ontology annotation, biological process: extracellular matrix organization.